Messenger RNA from Dibothriocephalus latus, 360 nucleotides. NCBI's taxonomy places the organism in Eukaryota, Metazoa, Platyhelminthes, Cestoda, Diphyllobothriidea, Diphyllobothriidae. The record is from the annotation of a GenBank genome assembly.
AUGAGCAGAAGGUUGAGUCAGAGUCCGAGGCGAAUUCGGAGGAAGGAGAAGAAAGAAGGUCAUGACGAGGAGGAGGUUGUAGAUGAUGAUGAGGAGGAGGAGGACGACGACGACGACGACGACGAGGAGGAGGAGGAGGAUGAGGAGGAAGAGGACGACGACGACGAGGACGAGGAGGAGGAGGAGUCAGAGUCAGAUUCAGAAUCAGAGUCAGAGUCGGAAGAAGAGGAGGAGGAGAAAAAUGAAGAUUCUGACGACGAUGAGUUUGGUAAUGAUGACGAGGAUGAUGACGAGGAGGUGAAGGAGGAGGCGACUGUUGGUGUUGAUGGUUGUGCUGGUUGCGCCGGAUGUUUGGGUUGA